AGACAGUUACGCGCCAAAUCCUUGACGAAGAUUGUGGACGAUGGUGAAAUAGGCCUGCAAGGCUUUGUAGCUAUAUUUGGGUAAAAAUUAGUCGACACUAUGGAAAUUGAGGCCACGCAAGCAAUGGAUGCUAAUUGCGAAAGUGAAGAAGAAGAUGAGAGGCCUAGAGAUAAGAGAAUUGUGGCAGUCCUGAAAGUGCAUAAACAGAAAGGAUAUGAGGAACAGGAAUUCCCCAUUUAUGAAGGCCGCAACAUUGUUGGAAGGCAUGAAAAGUCUGAUAUUUAUAUUUCUGCUGCACCCGUAUCAAAGAAGCAUGCCUGUAUAGAAGUUGUAUCUGGGGUACAUUUGAUUUUCGACUAUGGUUCGAAGAACAAAACCAAGCGUGGACAGCUGGUGCUACGGCCUCAAGUGCGAUAUGAAUUAACUGAUGGUGUGAAGUUGGCAUUUGCUGAUUGCGAAUGCCGCUACAGCUGUACUCAUGAGCAACCGCAAGCCGAUGAUACAGAUUCGAUGCAGGAAUCUGUCGAAGAAAGGGCAUGUGUCACAGACGAAAUAAACACAUCUAGCCAAUCUACGCAAAAACUUAGUAACCAAGAUAGGCAUUCCACCAACCAGAUUAUAAAAGGGAGACAUGCAAGUGUUUACUUCUUCUAAAACGACUCUAGUUAUUAAAGGAUCAAGAAAAUCCUAACAACAUCAUUUAUUGCCUAAUGUGAUAUGAUUUUUUACAUCUGAUUCGUGAUUCGUGAUCUCAUAUUCCAUUGCAUAGCUUCAGGUC
Rhopilema esculentum is the source of this 778-nucleotide messenger RNA. NCBI's taxonomy places the organism in Eukaryota, Metazoa, Cnidaria, Scyphozoa, Rhizostomeae, Rhizostomatidae. The record is from RefSeq and is a predicted model, not a curated record.